AUGGAGCUUAGAGUCCCCAAGGAGCAGCAGGCCAGUGGCUCUCCUGCAUCCACCUUUGCUAAGUGCUUCCAACUCCGGGCUGGAGGACUCUUCUCUACUGAGCGCCACUUAGCCAAUCAGCUCAAGAAAAACAGCUUUUACCCCUUCAAGCAGCAGCAGCCGGAUGUCUUUGUGCUCGAGUACUACUUAGACACGCUCUGGAAGGGGAUACUGCUCUUUAUCAUCUGCCUCAUCUUCAUUUCCUGUAAUAUCCUGAAGGAGGUAGACCAUCAGAAGACCUGGUGCUUUCCUGUCUAUGGCAUGGCGAUAGGCCUGUGGCUCAUGCUCUCCUCAGUGCCCCAGCGCCGCCUCGUGCUCAACCACACGCGCGGCAUGUACCACUUCUCCAUCCAGGGCCGUACUGUUUGUCAGGGGCCAAUGCAUCUGGUCUACGUGCGCCUGGCACUCAGCUCUGAUGCCUAUGGAGGUCGCUUCUACCAGCUGGUCCUUUGUGGCCACAAGCUAGAGCCACUUGUGCUGGUGCAGCUGUCAGAACGCUAUGAGCAAAUGGAAUUCUUGGGCCGGCACAUUGCCCGGAAACUCAACAUCAACUACUUUGACUACCUGGCUUCCUCCUAUCGUCAUGUGGUCCGCCACUGGCCACUGGGGGCCACCUUUAGCCCUGGUAUUGUGCAUCGAAAAACACCAGUCUUCACUAAGUCAAGUGUCAGCGAACUGGAUGUGUAACCCCUGGGGCCUGAACCCUGGCCUCCUUUUGCCUACCCUACCUCCCUUAUCCCCAACAUGGAGGGACUGACACCCAGCCCCACCUACUGCCCUUCCUCUAACUAAAGCUGCUUUAGCCUCCAACCAGCAGGUUUCCUGUCUGUUGGUUUGAUUUCAAAGGGGCUUCCUUUCAGGGUCUUCCCCUAACAGACCUUCCAGGGCCCGGGGAACCGCAUCUUCUCCAGCUGCUGGAGCAAACCCCAGAGUUUGGGUUGGAAGAAGAUGGGAGAAUAUCAGGGGAGGGCCCCCGAGUGUCUGAACUCAUCACCAGACCCAGGACUUUCUGCCCCUCUAAGCCAGCAAAGUUGAACUGGUGCAAACCAAUCAAGGCCAGGAGUCAGACUAUGAUUGGUCUAUCUGACUUAGGCACCUGCCCCUAGUCCAGCCAAUCAUGGUAUGGAGCACAGUCAGAUGAUAUGCCUUGGACCUUUUGUUAUAUUCGGGACUAUGUACCCCAAUGUUGCUUUUGAACACUUGGCUUCCAGAGUCCUCAGCCCAGGGUUACCAGACCCACCAUAGCAUAUGCUUUGUAUCCCCAGUGAACUCCCUGUCUGGCAGAAUACUCUCGCUCCCACACUAGCACCUGAGGCUGCCCUGGGAACAGAGGACCACUGUCCACCUGACUCUGUGGUCACCAUGUGUACCUGGUACCAGGACUUGCUUCAUAAUUUGCAGAGCCACAAAAUAAAAGUGUAGAGCCCUUGUUAAAA
This is a messenger RNA of Rattus rattus (black rat), 1475 nucleotides long. RefSeq names its product transmembrane protein 249 (gene Catsperq). Lineage: Eukaryota; Metazoa; Chordata; Mammalia; Rodentia; Muridae. The record is from RefSeq and is a predicted model, not a curated record. Bases 1 to 726 code for a protein of 241 amino acids. The transcript has 6 exons.